UGAAUUUCAGUGGUAGGUUUGCACGGGUCCGCCGUUUGCCUGGACCUGCCCCUUUAAGACGAUUGCUGUAGGAGUGUCUCUCUCGCUACAGCUUCAUCUGGAGUGUCUGGAUGGUGGAUGAAGUCAAUGAGCAAAGGGAAGGGGCGCAAACCCAGAGGAGAGCCCGGCUGGCAGUCUGAAAUUGGGGAUUAGGGAGCCAGACGCCUGCUCGCCCUGUGCAGACAAUGGAUUCUGCUCCCCAACUCUCCACUCGUUUGGUUUUGCUGCUCUUCAGUCUGUGGCAUCUGGGAUUAACAGCAACAAAUUAUAAUUGCGAUGAUGCACUAGUAUCCUCAUUGCCUCUGACCGCCUUUGACAGCUCCUCAGAGCUCUUCAGCGUUCACAAUCCCAGCUUCGCCAAGCUCAACAGACGGGAUGGAGCUGGUGGUUGGUCCCCAUUGGAAUCGAAUCCGAAACAAUGGCUUCAGAUUGAUCUGGGAGACAGAGCUGAGAUUACAGCAGUCGCCACCCAAGGCAGGUACGGAAGCUCUGACUGGAUAACAAGCUACAUUCUAAUGUUCAGCGAUACAGGACGCAACUGGAAGCAGUACAGACAAGAAGACGGGAUCUGGAGCCGUGUGAAAGAGAGAGAGAGAAAGUGUGCAUCACAGGUCUUCACAGGGAACACUAAUGCAGACAGUGUGGUACAUCACAAACUUCUGCACUCCGUGAAAACCCGCUUCCUGCGCUUCGUCCCUCUGAAAUGGAAUCCCAGUGGAAGAAUAGGCCUGAGAGUUGAGGUCUAUGGUUGCUCAUACAAAUCGGACAUAGCAGAUUUCGAUGGCAGAAGUUCCCUCCUGUACAGAUUCAAUCAGAAAAUGAUGAGCACCUUCAAAGACGUGGUUUCCCUAAAGUUCAAGAGCAUGCAGGGGGAUGGAGUCUUAUUCCACGGAGAGGGACAGCGCGGAGACUACAUUACACUGGAGCUGCAGAAAGGGAAACUCUCCUUGCACAUUAACCUGGGAGAUGCCAAGCUGCGUUUCAGCACCAGCCACACAUCAGUCACCCUGGGCAGCCUCCUGGAUGAUCAGCAUUGGCACUCGGUUCUCAUCGAACGCUUCAACAAGCAAGUGAACUUCACGGUGGACAAGCACACUCAGCAUUUCCGAACCAAGGGGGAUUCAGAUCACCUGGACAUUGAUUAUGAGCUCAGUUUCGGGGGGAUCCCAGUCCCAGGAAAGCCAGGAACCUUUCUGAAGAAAAAUUUCCUUGGAUGCAUCGAGAACCUUUAUUACAAUGGAGUCAAUAUAAUUGACCUGGCAAAAAGGCGUAAACCUCAGAUCUACACUGUGGGCAAUGUGACUUUUUCCUGCUCAGAACCACCAAUUGUUCCCAUCACCUUUGUCAGCUCCAGCAGCAGCUAUUUGCUUUUACCUGGCACCCCCCAGAUUGAUGGGCUGUCAGUCAGCUUCCAGUUUCGAACGUGGAACAAAGACGGGCUGCUUCUGUCCACGGAGCUGUCUGAAGAUUCCGGAGUUCUCCUGCUUUACCUUCACACUGGCAGGUUGACACUUGUCAUACAGAAAGUGGCAGAAAACUCCAUGGAGAUCAGUGCAGGCAGCAAUCUCCAUGACGGGCUCUGGCAUUCAGUUAACAUAAACGCCAGAAGGCAUCGUAUCACCCUGACUCUGGAUAACGACGUCGCCGCAGCUGCUCAUGCAACCACCCUCUCGCAGAUCUAUUCUGGGAACAGCUACUAUUUCGGAGGGUGCCCUGACAAUUUCACCGAGUCCCAAUGUUUAAAUCCCAUUAUUGCUUUUCAAGGCUGCAUGAGGCUCAUCUUUAUUGAUAACCAGCCCAAGGACCUCAUUUUAGUUCAGCAAGGUUCCCUGGGGAAUUUUAGUGAUUUACACAUUGAUCUGUGUGACAUCAAAGACAGAUGUUUGCCCAACUACUGUGAACAUGGAGGAAAAUGCUCCCAGUCCUGGACCACCUUUUACUGUGAUUGUAGCGAAAUGGGUUACAUGGGAGCAACCUGCCAUAACUCCAUCUAUGAACAGUCGUGUGAAGCCUAUCGUCACAAAGGGAAGACGUCUGGUUUCUUCCAUAUUGAUUCCGAUGGAAGUGGACCGCUUGGACCGUUCCAGGUUUACUGCAAUAUCACGGAAGAUAAGAUCUGGACUGCGGUACAGCACAACAACACAGAGCUAACCAGAGUCCAAGGGGCUGACCCUGAGAAACCAUAUGCCAUGUACUUUAACUACAGCAGCAGUCUGGACCAGAUUGAGGCCAUGAUAAACAGCGCAGAGUACUGUGAACAGGAGGUGGCUUACCACUGCAAAAAGUCCCGUCUGCUGAACACCCCGAAUGGAAUGCCGUAUGUUUGGUGGGUUGGCCGUGCCAAUGAAAAGCAUCCUUACUGGGGAGGAUCUCUUCCUGGGGUUCAGCAAUGUGCCUGUGGACUGGAAGAAAGUUGUCUGGAUAUGAGAUAUUUCUGCAACUGUGAUGCCGAUAAAGAAGAAUGGACACAUGAUACUGGCCUUCUUUCCUUCAAAGACCAUUUGCCUGUAACUCAACUCGUGAUCACUGACACAAACAGAUCAAACUCAGAGGCUGCUUGGAGAAUCGGCCCCUUGCGUUGCCAUGGAGACAGACAGUUCUGGAACGCAGCUUCUUUCAACACAGAGGCCUCCUAUCUUCACUUCCCCACCUUCCAUGCAGAGUUCAGCGCAGACAUUUCCUUUUUCUUCAAAACCACGGCUGUGUCUGGGGUCUUCCUGGAAAACCUUGGGAUUAAGGACUUCAUCCGCAUCGAAAUAAGCUCCCCCAAGGAGAUCACCUUCUCCAUAGAUGUUGGAAACGGGCCUAUGGAAGCUACGGUGCAGUCUCCCAUGUCUCUGAAUGACAACCAAUGGCACUUCGUCCGAGCCGAGAGGAACCUCAAGCAAACAUCUCUUCAAGUGGAUAACCUUCCUAAAAAGAUUCUGGAGGCACCUGCCGAGGGGCAUUUUCGUUUGCAGCUUAAUAGUCAAUUCUUUGUAGGGGGAACAGCUUCCAGACAGAAAGGUUUCCUGGGAUGCAUCCGCUCUUUACAUUUAAAUGGGCAGAAACUGGACCUGGAAGAGAGGGCUAAAAUGACCCCUGGAGUCAAGCCUGGCUGCCCGGGACACUGUAGCAGUUAUGGUAAUCUCUGUCACAACGGAGGCAAAUGCGUGGAGAAAUACAACGGUUAUUUCUGUGACUGCACCAGCUCUCCCUACGAAGGGCCCUUCUGCAAGGAAGAGGUUUCUGCAGUGUUUGAAGCUGGCACCUCAGUUACCUAUAUUUUCCAAGAGCCUUAUCCAGUGACAAAAAAUGCAAGCACUUCAUCCUCUGGCAUUUAUGCAGACGCCAUCAUGUCCAAGGAAAACAUUGCAUUUAGCUUCCUGACAGCACGUGCUCCAAGCCUCCUGCUCUACAUCGACACCUACUUUCAUGACUAUUUGGCUGUGAUUCUCUCCAAAAAUGGAAGCUUACAAGUCCAAUACAAGUUGAGUAAGGAUGGCUUCCUCGUUUUCACCAUUGACUCUGGAAACCUUGCCAACCGGGAAUUACACCAUGUGAAGAUCAACAGAGAAGGAAAAGAACUCAUCAUUCAGGUUGAUCAAGUUCUCAAACUCAAGCACAACCUCUCGGAGAUUGACUUCAAGGCCAUCAAAUCGCUCACCUUAGGCAAGGUCGCAGAUAGUCUGGGACUAGAUUCUGAGGUCUUGAAGGCGAACUCGCAUGGCUUUAUGGGAUGCCUGUCCUCUGUCCAGUACAAUCACAUAGCUCCAUUGAAGGCCGCCUUACGACAUCCCAGCAUAGCUCCCGUGACUGUCAAAGGCUCCUUGACUGAAUCGAGUUGUGGAUACAUAGCAGAGGCUGAUGUGAACACCAUCACCACAGUAUAUUCCUCAUCAGAUCCCUUUGGGAAGUCGGAUGAGCGGGAGCCCCUCACCAAUGCAAUCAGAAGCGAUUCAGCUGUUAUUGGAGGUGUAAUAGCAGUCGUAAUAUUCAUCAUCUUUUGCAUCGUGGCCAUCAUGAGCAGAUUCCUCUACCAGCACAAACAGACACAUCGAAGUAGCCAGGCGAAGGAGAAAGAAUACGCAGAAAACCUCGACAGUUCCUUUAAAACUGACAUUGACUUGCAGAACACAGUGAGUGAAUGCAAACGGGAAUAUUUCAUCUGAUGGAUUGUGUGGUUCCUUCUUACUCUCCUCCCCACACCUGGCCUUUUUUUCUUUUCUUACCCAUUAAUUUAUUUGCCAGCUUUUAAACCUUUUGGAAGGAGACUGCCCUGCACAGGAGAAACUGGCAGACACUUCAAUGCCUCAUUCCCUUCACAAAAACCUGCCACAGUUACAUCGGCAUCUCAAGAGACCUGCUAUUCUACUCUGGACAGAAUAAGUUCACGAACUUGCAUGGUUGCCUAUUAAGUUUCUGGAUUUCUCAAGUCUUAUGUUGUUUUCUGGAACCAUUUAACUCACCACUUUGUAUCUGAUCUGAGCUAUAUAAACUAGAGGUAAAGUACUGUAGCUAAAUAAGUAGCAUCACAGCUUUUGGGACAGGGUAGCAGGAAAGAAUAAGACCAAAAUGGCUGAUUUAUUAUAAGAUGCAUUUAAACCAAUCAUAAAGUAGCAGCUAGGUCCUCAGUUGAUGUCAUUUGCCAUCAAACCGUUGACUUCAAUGGAAUUACACCAGUUUUCACCAGCUGGGAAUCUGGCAAGAAGUUACAAUUAUUAUUUUCUUUCUCUCCUUAAGCUCCUUCCCCCAUCCUUUUACUGUAACUUUUAGGCUUACAAAUGUUUUUAAAAAAUACAGGAAUACUGAUAACAGCAUUGGACAAAAUUCAUUCCAGUGCACCUUGUAUACCUCCGUCUCAUAAGUAUGACUAUUUAGAACCAACGUACUCUAGCAUAAUUCUAGAUGAAGCAUGGAAGAUAGUACUUAAAGGGUUUUAGGAGGCUUCUAGGACUUAGGUGCUCUAUAAAUUUCUCUGAUGACUUGUCUGAAACAUUAGAAGAGCAGCAUACACACGCUAACAUCAUAUACAGAAUGAUCUUGUGCUGAGGUCAAACACUUAAGCGACUGUGGCAAAAAACAAACAAAAGAAGAAGACAAACCAACCCCACCCAAACCAUGAGAUCUAAAUUCUGCUGAUUCAUAUAAAAAAGGCAAAAUUGUUAUUACAUUGCUUUUAAAAAACUGCAUGAAUGAAGCGAUGGUGCUUCCUGUUUGUAGAAACCAGGAUGUUUCCCCUCAAAGAUAAGGAAAAGGUGGCUUUUAAAAAUCUGCGCCAGACAAACUGGAUGAGGUUAAUAUCUUUUGUGGACGAACUUCUGUUGGUGAAAGAGACGAGCUUUUGAGCGUACACAGUGCUCUUCUUCAGUCUAAGCUCGAAAGCUUGUCUCUCUCGCCAACAGAAAUUGAUAAAAGAUAUUACCUCACCCACCUUGUCGGAUAUCCUGGGACUCAUAUGGCUAUGAUAACACUUAGUCAAAUUCAUUCACAAGGAGAAAAUUGUAAAGGAGCAUGUACUAAGUUCUGGAUUUGUAAUUUUAUUUUCUCCCUUUCUCCAAUGGUUUUCUGUUCUCUCCUGUUUGGGGACACUGGCUAGCGGAAGUAGAAGGGACUCUAAUCUGCCUCCUCUAUUCUUUCUGAGGGAUCACUGAAUGUGGAAUCAAAUUUCUCUUUCACUCAAAAAAUAGUGUGGGGGGGAGGGGGAGCUUGAGCCCCGCGUGAGCUUGCAUGAUGGUCCCAUCCCAGAUGCUAGAUGUGUGUUUGAUGUCAUACAGGGCCCGUCCUGGGAGCUUAACAGUCUAAGGAUCUGAUCCAAUGCCCAAGAGAAAAGGGGAGUCUUCCCAUUGAUUUCAGGGGGCUUUGGUUCAGGCUCUAGGGAAUCAGCUGUUCAUCAGGACCCCUGGACCCAUAUGGAGUCCCAAAGGCAUUUCCACAUGGUCACAAGGGUUUGCACUACCAGAUCUUGCUGCAGCAAAGGGACCAAUAACAAUAGGAAGCACGGCAGCUGCACAAAG
This is a messenger RNA of Malaclemys terrapin pileata, 6035 nucleotides long. RefSeq names its product contactin associated protein family member 5 (gene CNTNAP5). NCBI's taxonomy places the organism in Eukaryota, Metazoa, Chordata, Testudines, Emydidae. The record is from RefSeq and is a predicted model, not a curated record. The transcript has 25 exons. The coding region runs from base 225 to 4190 and encodes 1321 amino acids.